AUGGGCCCUUCUGAUCUUUUCGAUCCUUUCAUCGCCUCCGUUUCAGAAUUGCAAAGCCUGUUAAGUGCGGGCGAGCUCAACAGCUCUACUAUCGUCGAUAGCUAUCUCAAGAGAAUCGCAGCAGACGAUGACUACCUGCGCUCCGUCGUAGAAACGACACCAAGAGAGAUACUGAACAAAGAAAUAAAGCGACUGGAUGAUGAGCGAGCUGCUGGCAAAGUUCGCAGUCCGCUGCAUGGCAUUCCCUUUCUUGUCAAGGACAACAUGGCAACGGAUCCAAGUCUUGGGAUGGGGACGACCGCCGGCAGCCUUGCCCUCGUGGGCUCACGGCCGCAUGGGAAUACUCCAGUGGUGCAAAAGGAACUCAACUACUACAGGUCGGAAGGUAUACCUUGCGCAUGGUCUGCAGUCUCUGGACAGAGCCAAUCAGCAUAUGUGAGAGGAGGAUUCCGGGAUGAUGAUACCUUUGGGGGUCACAGUAAUCCUGGAGGUUCUUCGUCAGGCUCUGCCAUUGCUGUCUCGGCUGGGUUCGCUCCAUUUGCCUUGGGCACGGAGACAAUCGGAUCUCUUAUGUUGCCGGCCGAUAGGGCAGCAUUGUACUCAUUGAAGCCAACUGUUGGCACAGUCUCACAAGAUGGAAUAUUCCCUAUAUCCUCUUUGUGCGAUGCUGCUGGACCAAUGACGAAGACUACGAAAGAUCUUGCUGACAUCCUCGACAUCAUCUUGGAUUCUGACAAAGCUCGUAUUCCAGAGGGCGGAUUCUCUACGAUGCUUACCAAAACUUGGCAGGGAAUCAAGAUUGGCUUUUUAGAACCCGAGAAAUGGAUGUAUUCGGAGACCGUUGUGAAAUACGAGGAAAGUGCAACGGAUCAGAUGCUGGCUGAAAUUGGCGAUGUGUACCAAAGGCUGGCAGAGCUCGCAGAAACAAAAUCAGUCUCAUUGAUCUCCUGGGGCGAAGCAACUGACAACGGAAAUAGAGUCAUUGAUAAGUGUUUUGACCGGGACUACAGUGCUGCACUCGAGAAAUAUCUUUCAUCUCUUGACAACUCCAAGAUCCACUCUUUGUCAGAUCUAAUCGAAUUCAACGAGACCCACGCGAAUCUGGAGCUCCCUCCCCGAUACGACAACCAAAACGGGCUCAUCCGCGCUCUGAAUUCAAACAUAACCGACGAAGAGUACGACGAGAUCCUUCAACAUGCACGCCAUUCUUGUCGCGACCUAGGUAUCGACAAAACUCUAAAGGAAAACAACGUCGACAUCUUGCUUGGCCCUGCUGGCCCACUAUACUAUAUCGCCGGAGCAGCAGGUCAGUCAUUUUCUCAGUCCCCUCGUUGAAUACCUUUGUUGAGUCGAUUUAGCAUAUCCCAUCGCGUCCUUACCCCUCAGCUAUUUGAGCUUUAAUGGUCGUCCGUUUGGAUUGGUGGCAUUGGCUUCUGCGAAUCAAGAGGCGCUGUUGAUUAGGGUUAUGAGUGCCUGGGAGGCUACAUUUCCAGCGAGAAAGCCUCCACCUCUGCUUGUUGAGAAGGCGGUGUUGUGAUUAAAGGUAUUGGCAAAUCAUUCUUGUUGUCAUUGAGCAUGGGCUUGGUAUUGUUUAUCGUGCGCCCAUUUUCUAAAUUAAAAACUCUCAACUCAUGGAUUCGCGGAACUGCAAAGAAUUACAUGAUGCGAGUUGAAUACAUUGUUAAAAUUGAUCAACAGUCUUGCACACACUCUUGAGAACGCAGCACGCUUUCCGUUUGUGUCAUCAUUUCUUGAGUGAAAGAUGCUGGGUCCGAAAUAUGUGUAACAUUUAUCUACACUCGUGCCAUUGCGAACCCAGUAACUACACACUGGUAAAGAUAAUAGUAGAGAAUUGGAAUCUAAGUAUCGAUUCUGGCUUAACAUGAGGAAUACCUGACUAUGGUAAUGCUCUCGCGAGCCUUUUUCCCGGAAAGUGCGGCAUGAUCGGAUCGAAUGGAAGCGCUUCAGGUCGUGUUCAAGGCAGAAAAACGCAGGGAGACAAAAGUGUUGAAUUUAGAGUUGUUACCGCCAAAACGCACCGGAAGCGCACGUGCUCACUGGAAACCGGCAUCUCUGGAGAGCGAAGCAUGUGCAGCAGAAGAGAAUUUAAUUUUCGAGGAACGCAGAACUGCAAGUAAAAGGGAAGGGGCAGAAUUAAUUGAUUCGCAUAAGAUGAAUAAGAGAGAAUUCGAGACCGCCUGAAGUAAUUCGAGAGAAAUUGGAGGUACGGGCAGAAAAACGAAACGCAGAUCGCUGCCUCAAUCAAGCAGCGCCUCCUACCUGCAUGUAGGUGCUCAUGCAGUGAGAACUCUAUUCUCAGUGCCGGAACGGCAUUCUCGACAUCGACUAGCGACAUAACAUUCCCAAAAACGAACAACAAAUGACUCAAAAAUGGUAAAAUUGUUUGCCUGGCCAGCGCCUUUAAGAUGCAACAUUUACCUAGAAUCAUUUAACCGAGGAGAGUAAAUAGAACAAGGUUGGCAGUGAGCUGAAGAAGAGCGGCCGAUAUCCGACGUUCGCGGAACUUUCGCAGUAGUCCGCCUUCCGAUGUUUAAGGUUUUGAUUAUUGAGCAUCUCUUCCAAAUCUUCUCAUCGCAUCCUCGCAUCUUACAAAUCUCGCACCGAGAUGCGAAUCCGAGUCUACAAAAUGCAAAUUCCUUUCAAACACAAGAGUUGCGUCAACCAUACCUCAUGUGAACCUGCCGAGGCUUUGUGGCUGGCCUCUCUUUACAAACCCCACACAGCGGCCCCACCCACCUAAGUUCCAAAGCUUUUCUGAGCAGCAAUAAAUUCUGCUUACAACAUAUUUGAUAAGCCAGUGCUCCUUGUAUUUGGAAGCGGUGAGAUGAAACAACUCCCGCUCCGAGACUAGUUUGGUCCUCGAAUUUGUAAUUCUGCCAUUUUGCAUGGCAUGAUGUCAAGGGCGAUGAAUGCCGUGAUUGGGCAAUGCAUGAGAUACCCCCACAGGAUGAUGCGUAAAAAGUUUAAAAGACGUUGCUAGUCAGUUCGAGAGAGAGAAGCUACAGGU
Molecule: messenger RNA, 3028 nt
Organism: Cadophora gregata
Lineage: Eukaryota; Fungi; Ascomycota; Leotiomycetes; Helotiales; Ploettnerulaceae
Exons: 8
Coding region: 1-1335 (444 amino acids)
Source: RefSeq, a predicted model, not a curated record